Molecule: messenger RNA, 1041 nt
Organism: Lachancea fermentati
Lineage: Eukaryota; Fungi; Ascomycota; Saccharomycetes; Saccharomycetales; Saccharomycetaceae
Source: the annotation of a GenBank genome assembly
AUGAGCUUACCCAGUCAAGUUAGAUUAGGCUCCUCAGGUCUGAAAAUUUCUCCUGUAAUAGUGGGCUGUAUGUCAUAUGGGUCAAAGAGCUGGUCUCAGUGGGUGAUUGAAGACAAAGAAAAGGUUUUUGAAAUCUUGAAGCAUUGUUAUGACAAUGGGCUAAGAACUUUCGACACUGCUGACAUGUACAGCAACGGGCUAAGUGAACGACUCUUGGGAGAGUUUUUGAAAAGAUAUAAUAUCAGACGAGAAACAGUUGUUAUUCUGACUAAGAUCUUCUUUGCAGUUGACGACAGCCUCGAACUUUCAUAUUUAGAGCAAACUCAUGAUACUUCCCCUGAAAUUUCCUUAGACCUUUCCAAUCAGAGGGGUUUGUCUCGCAAACAUAUUCUUGAUGGUGUUUCAAAAUCCGUUGAAAGGCUGGGCACGUACGUUGAUGUUCUUCAAAUCCAUAGGCUCGACAAAGAAACGCCAAUGGAAGAAAUCAUGAGAUCCUUGAAUGAUGUUGUCGAAAGUGGGCAAGUGAGGUAUCUUGGCGCAUCGUCUAUGCUUGCAACAGAGUUAGCAGAAUUGCAGUUCAUAGCAGAAAAACAUGGUUGGUUUAAAUUUAUCAGCUCUCAAUCGUUUUACAAUCUUUUAUAUCGUGAAGAUGAAAGAGAGUUGAUUCCUUUUGCGAAAAAACAUGGUGUUGGUCUUAUCCCUUGGUCUCCCAAUGCUAGGGGCCUUCUGACUAGGCCUUUCGGGUCAGAUUCGGCUAGAAAGGAUUCGGAUAUGGCCUACCGACUUCUAAGUUCUAUUACUUCCAGUGAAAGUGACAAGUGUAUUAUUAACAGGGUAGAAGAGAUUGCUAAAAAGAGAGGAGUGUCUAUGGCUACUGUUUCAAUUGCGUGGGUUCUCAGCAAAGGCUGUUAUCCCAUUGUCGGCUUGAAUUCAUGUGAAAGAGUUGAUGAAGCGGUGAAGGCAAUUCACUUUGAGUUCGAUGAGAGUGAAAUUGCUUAUCUGGAGGAGCCUUACGGACCUAAACCGCAGAUCUUUGUUUGA